AUGGCAGUACACGCAGUGCACAGGCCGUCGUCACGACUGCUGUUCGUUGUAGGUGCUGCCAGUGAUCGGUGCGAUGCGGUGUCCAUGUCGCUUAUGCUGCGUUGCAUCGGAAACCUACUGCGAGGCACAGGCUUUCUGCCUGGCAUGGCCGACUCGAAAAUCGCCACCCUUCGCAACUACAGCGAUCACCUAUGCUCCUCGUACCUCAACUACAAGCUGUGCGCCUCUGAAGACCUGCUGACCAGAUGCCACGACAUAGGGCGCGUCGCCCAGUCGCUCUACGACUACGUCUGCAGCCCAGACGUACGCAAGCAUCUGCAGACCCAUAGUGCUUGCCUGAAGCACAUGGAUCAAGACCCGUCGGUGUUGUUCUGUGAACUGACCAUAAAAGGCAAAUUGGAAAAACUGUAUGCCAUGAAACCGGAAGAACAUCAGGCAAAAGCGAAGCAGCUCUGCGACAUGAUUGAAAAAUAUGAUAAAUGCGCCUCCACUGCGUACCUCAGCAAAUGCGGAUCUAAGGCAUGGGAAAUCAAAUUCGAGUUCGUCAAGCGAUCGGUAGCAUUAGACCCAAAUAUGAACUGCCGUAACCUCGUUGCUCCGAAACCCACUCAAGCGAUUAGUAAGAACAUUGACGUGGACACCGGAGCGAGUACCUCGGUGCGACGUCGGCAUUCUUUCGGCUCUCAGGCGGAAACGUCACUCGGCACCAACUUUUCUUCCUCGUCUUCCAGUUGUGCGGGUCACGUGACCAGCGCCAACCUCACUUGUCAUUUGACUAGAAAUCGGUCAGUACGACCAAUCACACCUCUCCCUCUGAUUCAUUCCAGCGAUGCAGCAGUUGUGGUCAACGGUCAUCAUAUGGGCAGGGUCGUCGAUUAG
This is a messenger RNA of Soboliphyme baturini, 879 nucleotides long. Lineage: Eukaryota; Metazoa; Nematoda; Enoplea; Dioctophymatida; Soboliphymatidae. The record is from the annotation of a GenBank genome assembly.